This is a messenger RNA of Aureobasidium pullulans EXF-150, 3930 nucleotides long. RefSeq names its product putative multidrug resistance protein. The transcript is spliced from 14 exons. Gene Ontology annotation, biological process: transmembrane transport. Gene Ontology annotation, cellular component: membrane. Lineage: Eukaryota; Fungi; Ascomycota; Dothideomycetes; Dothideales; Saccotheciaceae. The coding region runs from base 1 to 3930 and encodes 1309 amino acids. Gene Ontology annotation, molecular function: ABC-type transporter activity; ATP binding; ATP hydrolysis activity. The record is from RefSeq and is a predicted model, not a curated record.
AUGGUUUUCGAUGCAAUACAAGCACGCACUCUGUUCAUCACUGGUGACGACGUCGCUAUCCCAGCGACCGUUUGCCUCGGUAUUGCUACCAAGCUGCUCAUAACGCUGUUGGAAGCGCGUGAAAAGCGCGAAUAUCUCCGACAGCCCUUUAGCUCAUAUCCCCCUGAGACCAUCGCCAAUACAUUCAACCGUACAUUCCUAUGGUGGCUCAAUCGAACCUUUGUCACUGGAUUCCGGAAGCUUAUGACGCACGAUGAUCUGGAUUCUACCAGUUCCGAUCUACGUUCAAGGGUGUUGGCACAGAAGCUGCAAACCUCCUGGGAGUCUCGGUGCACGUUGGGAAGCCAGGCUGUACCACCCAGUAGAUGGAUGCUUCCACUCGCAUCAUUCUCGUGCUUCAGAUCAGAGGUGUUAUUAGUCAUUCCAGCUCGACUCUUCUUGAUAGGUUUCAACUAUGCGCAGCCUUUCUUGUUUGCUAGAGCUAUCAAGUUGCUGGCUGACCCGACCAAUGUCAUGACAGAGAACUAUGGCUACGGACUCAUUGCCGCUACCGGAAUCAUAUACGUCGGCAUUGCUCUGGCUACGGUCAGGUACCAGCAGAGUAUGUUCAAGACAUUGACAAUGUUCCGCGGCGCCAUGGUCUCCUUAGUUUUUGACCACUCCAUUGCACUGUCCGAUCACAUGAAUGCAGACAAUGCAGCGAUCUCGCACAUGUCGACAGACAUCGACGCUCUCUCACGAUCACUGGUUGAGAUCAACGAGUUUUGGGCUCGUCUGAUAGAAGUUGGCUUGGGCAUCGGUUUGUUGGCAAGUCAGAUCGGUGGUGUUGCUGUGGUCCCUAUCGUACUGGUCGGAGUGUCCACCUACUGCCAAAGGUUCGUUUCGAGCACGAUUGGUGCUAAAAGAAAAGCUUGGAGUGGCGAGGUUCAGAAGAGAAUCGGUAUUACUGCGACCAUACUAGGUUCAAUGAAGUCUGUCAAGAUCAUGGGUUUGGGCUCUGUUGUCGAACAUUUGAUACAGUCUGCUUGCUUGGCAGAACUCCGAGCAUCCAGAGGAUUCAUGUGGCUGAUUCUGGCCAUGAACUUUGUUGCUGUCAUACCUGCGACGUGGGCGCCGACAAUAACAUUUAUCGUUUAUGCUAUUCAAGCCACUGUCAGACACACCGAGUCGCUUGGUAUCGCUCAAGCAUUCACAUCCCUGGCUCUGCUAACCUUAGUGACAACGCCUGCAUCGAAACUACUGACUGUUUUGCCGCAAUCUGCAGCAGCCAUGGGUUGUUUCGAGCGACUUCAAAAGUUCCUGCUCUUACAAGUAGCGUCCGACCGGGCGAUUGCACGGUAUGGCAUAGAACGUGACAGCUCGUUACCAAUUGCAUCUUCGCAUCCAUCCGAGGUUGAGUUGCAGACGUUCAUCGCAAAAGCCGACACGGAACAAGCAGUAAUCACCGUGGAAGAUCUUACAGUGUGUCCCACCACCACUUCCCCACCUGCUAUUUCCCAUGCAUCGUUUCGAAUCGAAAGGGCGUCAGUCACUGCGCUCCUCGGUCCAACGGGUUCAGGCAAGACAACCCUUCUGAGAGCAUUACUCGGUGAGCUCCGCGUCGAAUCUGGACUUAUCUCGCCUCUUCGAGGUCCGGUCGCUUACUGUGCUCAAACUCCCUGGCUGGUUAAUUUGUCUGUACGAUCUAACAUUUGUGGACCGUUCGCACGGGACACCGCUAUUCAUGAAACUUGGUACGAGGAAGUCUUGCACGCUUGCUGUUUGGACUCCGACCUUUCGAUCUUCCCACAAGGAGAUUCAACCCAAGUUGGGAGUAAAGGCUUUACUCUUAGCGGAGGGCAGAGGCACCGUGUCGCUUUGGCCCGGGCGGUUUAUUCUAGACAAAGAACACUAAUUCUCGAUGACGCGAUGAGCGCCGUCGACCAAAACACCGCGCAAUUGAUGCUGGCACGACUCCUUGGUCCUAAGGGCUUACUGCGAAAGAGCCAGUCCACUGUACUCAUAGCAACCCACUCUAUGGCUGUUCUUCCGUUCACUGACAUGGUCCUGCGUCUCGAUACCAGCGGCGAGCUGACCACGUCUCAUAACACGCCUACAUUCAAGAUUGAAUCCUUCGCGACAAUCGCCGACUACACUAAACCCUUGACAGAUCCAGAUUCAUCUUCAUCACCCGAAAAGUCCAAAGCGCGUCCUACUGGAUCGAGUGACGACGAUCGCAAAGCUCUUUCGACGAAUAUGGGUGAUACUUCCAUCUACAGAUUCUAUUUCGGAUCCAUCGGCCUCACUUGGUUUAUCGCAUUCAUUGUUACCACCAUCGCGGGCACAUUUUGCAGUCAUUUUUCACAGGUCUGGCUCCAGUUUUGGACCAGCAAUGGUGGAACGCAUCUUUCGCUGUAUCUUCCUGUCUUCGUGGUGCUUGCUCUCCUGACCAACAUCUUCACCAAUCUCAACAUGUGGAUCAUGUUCCUCAACAUCAUGCCAAGAUCGGUCGCUCAUCUCCAUUCGACCUUGUUGAAGACCACAUUGAUUGCACCUCUGUCUUUCUUCGCGUCGACAGACACCGGAAACAUCCUGAACAGGUUUAGUCAAGAUAUCUCUUUGACUAGUAUGACACUUCCCACAUCACUUCUAUCUUCAGGAAUCGCACUCUUCGACAGCCUCGCACAAGCCGCAUUGAUCAGUCUCGGAUCGGCGUACAUGGCAAUAACAAUCCCUUUCGUACUGCUUGCCAUUUAUCUCAUCCAAGCAGUGUACUUGCGAACCUCUCGACAGAUUCGGUUCAUGGAUCUUGAAGCGAAAGCCCCAGUGUACUCACACUUCCUCGAAGUAGGCGAAGGCGUCGCUACGAUACGAGCCUUUGGGUGGCAGGAAGCCGCAAAGGAGCGCAAUGCAGACCUUCUCGAUGCUUCCCAGACUCCAUACUAUUUGAUGUACUGUAUCCAGAGAUGGCUUCAAUUGGUUCUCGACCUCCUCGUCGCGGUCAUGGCCGUUGUGGUGAUGGCUCUGGCAGUUUCGCUCCGCUCUUCAACUAGUGCUGGUCUCUUGGGCGUCGCUCUGAACAACAUUCUAGGCUUCAACCAGUCUCUAGGUCGAUUUGUUCGAGAAUGGACCAAUCUGGAGACUUCCCUCGCCGCAAUUUCCCGAGUGAAGGAGUUCUCGGAAACUACUGGCUCAGAGCGAGACUGCGACCAUACAAACCCAGCUUCACCAUCCUGGCCAUGGUCAGGAAGUAUUGUCCUGAGCAAUGUGUCAGCUUCCUAUACCGCUGAUGACUCACGUCUGAUCCUCAGCGAUAUCAGCUUCGAGAUCGCCGCUGGCCAGAAGAUCGGUAUCUGUGGACGCACUGGAAGCGGUAAGAGUUCUCUCUUGCUCACCUUCCUUCGUCUGCUCGAGCUUACCUCUGGCUCCAUAACCAUCGACGGACAGAACAUCGCGAACAUAUCUCUCCAAAAGCUUCGCUCAAGCAUAACAACAGUAGCACAAGAUCCUCUGUUGCUGCCUAUGUCGAUUCGUCAGAAUCUCGACCUCCGUAGUACAGCAGCAGAUGAGUCCAUCAUCGCAGCCCUCCGCAAAGUCUGUCUCUGGGACUUGGUGUCGGAACGUGGGGGUCUUGAUGCAAUCCUAUCAAAGGACUCCGUCAGCCAAGGCCAACUUCAAUUACUCGCUCUUGCAAGAGCGCUCCUCCAGACGACAAAGAUUCUAUUGCUGGAUGAAGCAACAAGCAACCUUGAUGCUGAGACUGAUCAGAUCAUGCAAAAAGUGAUCCAGGAUGAGUUUGCAUCUUGCACGGUCAUUGCUAUUGCGCAUCGGUUGGAUACGAUUAGUGAAUUCGACAAGAUAGCUGUUCUUGACCAUGGCAGAUUGGUUGCAUUUGAUUAUCCGGAUGCUAUCUUGAGGCGUAGGGACUGUGAUAUGCUAUUAGAGGCAUGA